ACAUUUUUCUCAAGGAGAAUUAUUAAUCUUUUGUGUUGAGAUUGCAAAAAAAAUGGCACAACUUAGCCUUUACUUGCUAGUCAUCAUGGUCUCUCUCUUUUGCAAUUCAAGCUUAGCUGAACCAGCCUUUGCUAGACAUUCUCAAUCAAAUGGCUACAUCAAGGAUUCAUGUCGUAUCACCCGCUAUCCAUCUCUGUGUCUCCAAUGCCUCUCUAGCUAUGGCAACAGUACUACUAUCCAAAGCCCGGAACAACUUGCUCAAGUCGCCUUGUCUGUGAGCCUAUACAGAGCACAAUACACAAGAGCAUACAUGCUUAAAGUUGCUAAGGAACUUGAGUCAAGCAAGGCCAAGGGGUACUACCAAACUGUGAAAGAUUGCUUGGCAGAAAUCAAUGAUAGUGUAGACCAACUUAGCCAAUCGAUUAGGGAGCUACGUCGCUUGGGGCAAGAAACUGUGGCAAAUGACAUCUUUUGGCACAUAAGUAACGUUGAGACAUGGGUUAGUGCUGCCCUUACUGAUGCAAGUACUUGUUUGGAUGAGUUUCCGGGGCAUAACAUGGGAAAAUUGAAGGCUACGAUUAAGGGAAAGGUGUUGAAUGUAGCACAAGUCACAAGCAAUGCAUUAGCUUUGUUUCAUAGAUAUGCUGCUGCAAAGUAUAGAGAAGCUAAUAAGAAGCCAUAAGGGCUAGCCUUGCUGCCUUUUGAGGCUAUGUGUUUCCCUCUUGUAAUGGAUCAAUCUUGUUCUAUGUUUCAUUUGCUUUGUUGUUGUAAUUAAUAUGUAGUUAUGAAAUAUACUUAAUCAAGAAAUGUGAAUAUGAAGUUUUGUUUGUCCUCGAGUUUGUCUCUAUGUUUACCAAGCUAUAUGUAUGUACUUAUGGGAAAUUUAAUAAAAGUUUAAAGAUCUAUAUCAAGAAAUUCAUUCCUCAACUUUAAA
Quercus robur (English oak) is the source of this 934-nucleotide messenger RNA. Its product is annotated as pectinesterase inhibitor 9-like. Lineage: Eukaryota; Viridiplantae; Streptophyta; Magnoliopsida; Fagales; Fagaceae. Gene Ontology annotation, biological process: negative regulation of catalytic activity. Gene Ontology annotation, molecular function: enzyme inhibitor activity. The transcript has a single exon. Bases 53 to 682 code for a protein of 209 amino acids. The record is from RefSeq and is a predicted model, not a curated record.